Molecule: messenger RNA, 1308 nt
Organism: Penicillium malachiteum
Lineage: Eukaryota; Fungi; Ascomycota; Eurotiomycetes; Eurotiales; Aspergillaceae
Product: tat pathway signal sequence
Exons: 4
Coding region: 1-1308 (435 amino acids)
Biological process (GO): lipid metabolic process
Molecular function (GO): phosphoric diester hydrolase activity
Source: RefSeq, a predicted model, not a curated record
AUGAAGAUCUUCACGAAGAUCUUACCUCUUUUGGGUGCUAUGGAUUCUUCACAAUGGCCUGCAUCGACAAGCUCAAGUACUUCGGCUACAUCGUCCAGCUCCGGCACCUCAAGUGGUGAAACAAUCUUUGUGACAUCAGAAACAUUAGUUGCUGUUCCUACCGGCGGAUACAUCACCUAUACAACCACCGAAAUUGUCUCAUCCGUACUCAAUGCCACGACAACGGGCAACUCGACUGCUACAACAACUUCCGCGACGGAUAUGGUGAUUGUCGGAACAGGCAGUUCCAGUUCCAAUAGCACUGCCACCACUUCUUCAUCCGGUGUUGUCAAUACCCAAGCAUGUAACGGAUAUACUGAGUUCUGCGCAAGGCAGUACUCCAACAUAACCAUGGUCACGGCCCAUAACAGCCCAUUCGUGAAAAAGAACAACAUAGCAUCGAACCAAUACUAUGAUGUGACUACGCAACUGGAUGAUGGUAUUAGAAUGGUCUCUUUCGAGGCACACUACUACGAGGAUGACAUUUAUCUGUGCCACACUUCUUGUGACCUUCUGAACAUGGGAACUUUGGAGGACUACCUGAAAACCGUCACCAAAUGGAUAGAGAAGCAUCCAUAUGAUGUUGUUACAGUUUUGAUUGUCAAUUCCGACUACGUUUCUCCAGGGAACUUCAGUGCACCCAUCGAAGACUCCGGUCUCAUCGACUACGUCUAUGAACCGUGGAAGAUCCCCAUGAGCUUGGAUGACUGGCCAACUUUAUCUGACAUGAUUCUCCGCGGCAAACGCGCCGUGGUGUUCAUGGAUUAUGAAGCCGACCAGGAGGUCUAUCCUUAUAUCUUGGAUGAAUUUUCUCAGAUGUGGGAGACACCGUUCUCCCCUAUCAACCGUACAUUUCCCUGUACGGUUCAACGGCCCACAGAUAUCACGGCCGCUGAAGCCGAGAAAAGAAUGUACAUGGCCAACCAUAACCUGAAUCUCGAGGUUGUUCUAGAUGGUACCGAGAUUUUGAUCCCAGAUUCAGCUCAAAUUAAUGUGACCAAUGCAGUUUCUGGCUACGGAAGCCUAGGACUGAUGGCCAAUAACUGUCUAGCCAAAUGGGACCGAGCGCCUAAUUUCCUGCUGGUCGACUAUUACAACGAUGGGAACUUUGCUGGGUCAGUAUUCAAAGUUGCCGCAGAGAUGAAUAACGUCACUUAUAAUGGAGAUUGCUGUGGCACCACUUCCGAUGCUCUAUCGGGGAUUCAUCGCCUGUCAAGUUGGUACCUUGGAAUGGUUGUGUUCGGCGCAUCCUUGACAUACUUAAUAUGA